Messenger RNA from Bipolaris victoriae FI3, 1293 nucleotides. RefSeq lists its product as hypothetical. Lineage: Eukaryota; Fungi; Ascomycota; Dothideomycetes; Pleosporales; Pleosporaceae. The transcript has a single exon. The record is from RefSeq and is a predicted model, not a curated record. Bases 1 to 1293 code for a protein of 430 amino acids.
AUGUUCCGCAUAUUCAAAUCUGAAUUCUUCAAUUUCGAGGCACUGCGCCUCUUGAGUUUCACUGCCCACGAGGGCGGAGAGAUUGCGGAAUUCUUCGAGGCUGUGGCAAAGAUCAAAGACAAUGAUACAGAGAGCUGGUACGCCGCUUGGACGGAAGCAGGAAGGAAGGCUGAGACCCUUGCUGCCGACUCAGAGCUCUCAGGCCAGCGGGACAUUGCCAGGCGGGCUUUCUUCAGAGCCUCAAAUUACCAACGCGCCGCUCAAUUCAUGCUGAAUGGCCAUGACAAACAGGACACACGCAUUCUAAAAGACUCAGAGAGAUCGAUCUCGAACUUUUGGCGCGCAGCAAACCUCCUUGAUUCGUCCAUCAGAAAACUCGAAAUCCCUUACCAAGGAAAGAUCAGACUGCCCGCCUACCUGCACCUUCCUCAUCCCUCCAAAAGGCUUCCUGGCAAGAUUCCACUCCUAGUCAAUACAGUUGGCGCCGAUGCGACACAGGAAGAGAUUUUCUUUAUUUUUCCCAUGGCGGCACUCGAAUUGGGCUACGCAGUUCUUACAUUCGAAGGGCCUGGCCAAGGGAUUGUUCUCCGAAAGCAUAACAUUCCCUUCCGUCCCGACUGGGAGGAAGUCGUUUCCAAGGUGCUUGAAUUUGCGUUUGAAUACAUCGCAAAGCAUCCUGAUUUGGAUCUAGACACAACCCGCGUCGCACUGGCUGGCUCCUCCAUGGGUGGAUAUCUUGCACUGAGGGGGGCAGCGGAUGAACGGGUAAAGGCAUGCAUCGCCGUCGAUCCAUUCUACUCGAUGUGGGACCUGCUCAAAGGGCGCAUGCCGCAGCCAGUCAUUGAUACUUUUGUGGCUGGUGGUUUUGCCCCGGAUUCGCUUUGGGACAGUUUCCUCGGUCUACUGAAAUGGUGGGACGUACAAACGCGAUGGGAAUCGGACUUGUCUUUCUGGAUGCACGGCGUCAAUACGACCGCCGAUAUGUUUCGGAGCAUGAUGCGAUUUACUUUCGCGACACCCGACGGCACGGGUUUUCUACACAAAGUCAAGUGUCCGGUUUUUGUUACAGGCGCACGUUUCUCUCUGUACACGCAACCCGAGAUCAGCACCGAUCGCAUCUAUGAGGAGCUUAUAAACGUUCCGAAGGAAAAGAAAGUCAAAUGGAUUGGCGAGGAGGCUGGCGCGGGUGGUUUGCAGUCGAAAGUGGGCGCUUUUGGCAUUUUGACAAGGAAAGCGUUUACAUUCCUCGAUGCCCAGUUCGGCAUCGACCGCAAAAUCGCCCAUUCAGGUUAA